AAUAUGAUACAUCUAUUUUAUCUAUUUGUAAUAACUGUUUAACUAUUUUUUAUUUUAAUAACAAUGUAUUAUAAGUUAUCAGAAAUUCUUUUUUUGAAAUAAUCAGAAAGUACACGUGUACAUUUUGAAAGUCAAGUAUAAAGUAACUAAAAUUUAGAAUAAGACAUUCCGUUACUAAAUAUUGUAUAUGGAUGUUUUUUGUCUUGACAACGAAUUACCUAUACAUUUAGAUUCUUGUAAGCUAAAAAGCCUUUUACAUCAGCAAAUACCAGAUUGUUAAAGUUACAUUUAAAAAAUCAAGUGGCUACUUCCAAGGGAUCAAGGGAAAAAAACUGAUGGAUAAUGGAUACCUUAACAUUCAGCAAUCCUCUUGCAACUGUACAGCUUAUACCAAUCGUCAAUUACAUAAACAUACUUAGUAAUUUUUUAUAUAUUAAAAAGUAUUUAAAAUUAGAGGAACAACGAAAUAAAAUUGUAAUUGUUAAUGAACUUUAUAAAUAUUUUGAUGAUCAUCGUGAUGACCAAUCUAUAAUAGAAAACUUAAUUCGAAAUUUGUUACAAGGCAGCGAUCUGUACGGUGAACGAGAUAAGGAAAAUUUUGAUCUAGUUUUUGUUAACACCAUGUUUGACUAUAUCAUUAGUUCUAUCGUAUUUGAAAAAUAUGGAAAUAUUUAUGGCUUUUUGGCAGACACUGUUCGUAAGGCAGAACAGUUACAAUAUUAUUACGUUUUAGAAACAAUAAAGAAAACACUAAAGAAUGCAACAUUUGAAAAUGAAUAUGGUCCUAGUUCAAAGCUUUCUCAACUGUCUUGCAGAAGGAUAUUCAACGACCUGAUAUUGCCACUAUUUCCUAAGCCCGUUACAAAAAAUUUAAAUUUAUUGUCUCUUGAUUAUAUUUUUACACAAGCUGGUGCGACAUAUCUUCGACCUGGGCUUUUAAAUAACACCUACUAUCCUAAUUACAAAAAUUUGAUCUAUAACAACAUUGAUAAUGAAAUCUUUAACGAAUACAUGGUAACAGGGUAUAUAAUAGAAAAUUUACUUUACCACAAUAAAAUUGAUCCUUUAGCAUGGAAAAUUUUUGCUCUUCCAACUCUUUUUUAUUAUAUUUCUAAUGAAGAUAAAGUAAAACAAGAAAACAUAACAAAUAUAAUUUUUAAUCCACUGCAUUGGGAAGGAGCUUAUCAUAAUUUUCGAGAAUACUUAUUCAAUACUUCGGUCAAAAUUGAAAAUCAAUUAAUGAAUGACUCUACAUAUAAAAUGCACCAAGAACUUAAAGAAUUUGAAAGUCGUGCUUCGAUGGCUAGAUAUUUUAUACAAAUAACUUGUCACAAUAUGGAUGAGUUAACGAAAGAAGUAUUUUUUUCUUAUUAUAUCAAAAGUACAAUACCACUUCAGUGCGGUAAUGGAAAUCGUCUGUGGGCCAUAGAUGAUUACUUCCAGUACCAACUUUCUGAUUUUCCUAAAGUAUAUGAAGAAUAUGAGUUAGGCAUAACGCAGCAAUCUUUUAACGAAUCGAUAUUAGGAAGUCUUCGUGAUGUUGAAAUAAAAUUGCUAAUUACUAAUGAUAAAGUGGUAGAUGGUGAUUUUAAUACUUCGCAGCAUUUACCUUAUGACUUACUUCAAUUCUCUUACCCUAACAAAAUGGUUCCAUGGUACUACGCUUUAAUACGCGAAAACAAUACUGCUAAACUCAUUAGAGAAGUUGAUGAUCCAAAACGCUUUCGACAAAUAAUUGGUCCAUCAUUAGAUAACUUUAAAGAUUUUGCAAACCGUACUAUUCUAAAAUUUGCGAAUCAAAGCACAAACAAACUUCUUGAAGAAUUAAUGAAGUAUAAAAAGGAUCGCUUUAUAUCAUACUUAAAUUAUUCUGACAAUACUCCUGAAAAAAGUAAAUGGUGGAAAGAAUUUGGAUUGUCUUUCGUACCAUUUUACCCUUGUGUAUCAAACAGUAGCAACUAUAAUGAUGUCGAAAAUCAUGUGUGUGAGCAAGAUGAUGCAAAACUUCUUCAAAAAUUCCCAGAACAUAUAUUAUUACAUUUAAUACAUGAAAGUACACAAAAUCUUCUAUCAUCAUUUGGUACCACUAUCAAACAAGUAUUUAUCAAGAAAAUUGUAAAUACAACUGUAACAAAUUAUUUUCCAGACAAUACUAGCGAAACAAUAUUUUCAUCAAAAUUCGAUACACCAAUUAAUGUAGUUUACAAUACAUUAUCAUUACACAUAGAAGAACCUAAAUUUGAGACUUUGUGCAUUACUCAAAAGGAAAUACAAUUUGUGGAGACAAUAAUAAAUUACUUAGAAAAGAAGAUUAAUCAAUCAUUUACAUUUGUCAACAAUAUGCUAAAAAAAUUUCAACUUCCAAAAAGUAUGUUUACUAUAAAAGUUGGUAACUUAUAUGAUCAAUCAAAUCAACCUUAUUUGCUCGUAAACAGUUGGGAUAAUGUUACUGGUUAUGGUUACAAAUUUGUACAUAGCAUUAACUAUACAAACAAUAAAAGUAUAAUAGCGCAAUUGAGAACUUAUUAUGCAAUAAAAGAAAAAAUAUUUAUUACACCUGUACAGAAUUCAUCAAAUAAUGUAAAAAAAUAUAUUAAAAUAAUGAACGAAAGUCUUGUAAAUAGAAAUCAAAUUAUAGAUGUAAUAUUUUCUUCUCCUCUUCAAAAUGUAUCACAACAACGAAAAAUUUUUCUUAAAUCCAAAAAUGAUAAACUUAUAGAAAUAAAUAAAAGAAAAAUUUUCAUGUAUGAAAUUAAUAAUCAUCUUAGAAGUGAAUCUAUUAACAUUUCCUUUUACGGUAUUUCGAGUCAUGAUCAUAAUGAUGAUUAUUGUAAUAUAGAUGAAUAUGUACAAGAAAAGAAAAAUACGAUGUUCUGUUCAAGACAUCGUCGUUUUAUUGAAAAGACUAACUAUUUUUCGACAAUAAUAAGGGAUUUAUUAAAAAAUAAAAAUGAUACCUCAGUUGAAAAACGAAUGCGAGAUAUAUUAAGAAAAUACUACUUUCGAGAUAACUCAACAGUAACAAUAUUCUUUAAACAUUGGUUAGAAGACGACAGGUUCCUAAAUCCUGAUUGGACUAGAUACGUUAUAAUUGACCAGUCUGGUUUAUUAAAUGAAUUAUUGUACGUCCCAAGUUUGGAUAACAGAUUUAUAUCAAUUGAAGAAGGUAAAAAAAGAAUAAAUUCAAAUUACACGUAUAGAGAACGAUGUAAAAUUGAAGAAGGAACGUCAGUGGAAAAUAUAAUAAAUAAUUUUAAUAAUCAGAAGGCAGCUUAUUUAGUUAAACUUGAAGAUUAUUAUGCCAUACGUAAUUUUGCCACAACUGGUCAUGAGAGAAUAACUGGCGAUACAAAUGAAGCAAAACUAAUGAAACUCGCUCUAUAUAAAUUGGCAAUAAGACAAUCUGACGAUAGUAACGACGAAUUUGAUUCAAAAUUAUAUUAUUUUGAAUCUGUAACUAACGAAUUUUAUGACAGACAUAUAGCAGUGGGAAAUAUAAUUGCUUUAUCAAAAUUUACUUUAACAUCGACAAAUAAUAAAACUGCCAUGAGAUUUUCUGCAUUUCCAGAAACUGGAUUCCAAAACAUUUUAUAUGAAAUAAUAUUUAAUGCUCCUUACCCAAGAGCGAAAAUCAAAGUUGAUGUCAAUCAAUCGUUUAGGGAAAAGAAAGUAAUUCUUUUACCUGGUUUUGAAUUUCGUAUUCAGCAUAUUAUUGUUAUUUCCAAUACAAUAAUAUCUAACUAUUUUAAAGUGAUGUUAAAUUGCACAUCCAAAAGUACUGAAAAAGAUGAAUGGUAUGAAAGUAUCAUGGGACAAAUAAACGAAAUCAAUUCUUAAAAUUGUAUUUGUAAUCAAUUGUUUAAAUAUUUAAUUGUCUCGCGUGAAGAGGAAUAUAAAUAUGUAGUUAAAUUCCAAAAACUAUAAAUUCUUAUCUAUAAACUACAUUUUUAAUUCUUUUAACUACUUCUUUUAAAGGAAUAAACAGUUACAGAAUACAUUUUCAAACAAUUUGUAGCAAAUCUAUUGUUUGAAAAUGUGUUCUGUAACUGUUUAUGCCUAUAAAAGAAGUAGUUAAAUGAAUUAAAAAUGUACUUUAUAGAUAAGGAUUGUCAGUUUUUGGAAUUUAACUACAUAUUUAGGCAAAAUAAACUAAUAAAUUAUUAAUUCUAUAAAAAAUAGUUAAAGUACCCAUUAGACCAGAUGCUUAAUAAAAAAGUCAAAUACAGAUAAAUUGUGACUAUUGUGUUCUAGAAAUGUUACAUAACAUUGUUACCAAAAAUGUGUAACGAAUAUUAGUAUAUAUACCUAUGUUUGAAUUAUUAUAUUUCCGUAAAGUUGAGUGGUGAAUAUUUUUUCUCCAAGUUAUAAUCCAGUCAAAUUAGCAUUUUUAGAUGUUUUAACUCAGGUCAUCAAUUUUUUUUUUUUUUUUGCUUAAACCCUUCAUUUUAAGGUAAAAAUAAAGUACCUAAAUUUGUUAUUUCAAGCUCCUACCGAAACCUAAAUUUUUUUAAAGAAUUAGGUGCAAAUCAAAUUGCUCAGAAUUUUACACACUUUUUUUAUGAUAAUUAUUUUUAUGCUAAAAUGUCAUGGAAAGCGGCAAUUAAGAAAAAACUUAUUUUUUGCACCUGUUUCUCAAAAAAAAUUUAUGGUUCCGGUAGGUGUUCGAAGUUUUUCGACUAAUUUGACUGGACUAUUAUGAUUGAUAUCGUUUACUGAAGUUAUUGAUUGAUUUACUUCACCGAGAGAAAUAGAUGGUAAGAAUUUAUGAUCUUAAGAUGGUAAAAAGUAGAUGUUAUCCGGUACUAUCAUUAUGCUACUCAGUACUAUCAAAGAUGUUACAAAAAGUAUGGUUAUGUUACCCACUACAAUAAAGACGUUACUCCGUACAAUCUUACAAUAUGUAAGAUCAAAUAUGGUACCUGGUACUAUCUAGAUAGUACCCCGUACCAUCUAUUUCUCUCAGUGUUGAUAAUUAAUAAAUAUAUUAAUAAUUUAAUUUUAUGCCAUUGAAUUUAAAUUGAGAAUAAUAAUUAUUAAUAGUAAAUUUUUGAUUGAAUAAAAAGAUUCAAUUCAAUGAGUUGUAAAAGUAAAAUUGUGAAAAAGAAUUUUUUGCAUUAUAUACAAAUAGAAAAAAAAUACUGUAUUGUAAUUUA
Leptopilina boulardi is the source of this 5153-nucleotide messenger RNA. RefSeq lists its product as uncharacterized. The transcript is spliced from 2 exons. The coding region runs from base 343 to 3837 and encodes 1164 amino acids. The record is from RefSeq and is a predicted model, not a curated record. NCBI's taxonomy places the organism in Eukaryota, Metazoa, Arthropoda, Insecta, Hymenoptera, Figitidae.